CCAGGAGGGGAAAAAAGCGGGAACAAUGGCUUUCGCGACAGAGGGACGCGAACACCCAAUGCCGCAGCGACUGGCAGGGUCGCGAUGCAGGAGGACGAAGUGGGAGAAGGGGCACUUCGGCCUCCCUGCGGGCGGGAGCUAGGCUGCUGGAAAGUCCGCUCGCCUCUCGCCCCAAGGGAUGAUCCUCUGGGCCUUUUGUACCGCUCGCCACGGAAAAUGGUCACAGGCUUUUGUCCCCAAACCGAACACUAUUGGAAACACAGGGCCCCUGGAAGCCGCCACGUUGGCCAUUGGCGGUGGCGCACCCACCCCCGUGCUACUGCGCGUGCGCAGCGCUGCGACACACUCCGACCCCAUCCAGCGUUCGCAGGGGGCGGUGGGAAGCGGAAGUGCUCAGCUGACCCGGGCGGGCGGUUCCUACUUCGCAGUAGCUGUUGUCGUCGGUCUCUGAGGUUUCAGGCUCUUGGCGGUGAAGGUCAGAGUGCAGACCUGAGACCACUGCUCACCGACUUCAGACUCCAGUUUAUCUGUGCCCCGGCUUCCUCACUUAGUCUCAGAAGACUUAGGCUGAGGCCCCAGGAGGAGAUCUCCAUCCUUUGUCCAGAGCAGAACAGGAUGGCCAUGUCCCAGGAAUCAUUGACCUUCAAGGACGUGUUUGUGGACUUCACCCUGGAGGAGUGGCAGCAACUGGACUCUGCCCAGAAGAACCUCUACAGGGAUGUCAUGCUUGAGAACUACAGCCACCUGGUGUCCGUGGGGUAUCUAGUUGCGAAGCCAGAUGUGAUCUUCAGGUUGGGACCAGGAGAAGAGUCCUGGAUGGCAGAUGGAGGGACCCCGGUACGGACCUGUGCAGGUGAGGACAGGCCAGGUGAGUCAGGCCGGGGAAAGGAGACCAGGUUGGUUGGUGACAGCUUGGCCUCUGGGAUGAGCUCAGGAGCUCUUCUGAGAGCCCCGGACUUGUGGACAUGCCUAGCCUCUGAUGAGCGGAACUGUUGUCAUGUCCAAAUGAGGCCUCUGCCUGGCCGCCAGUUACAGUCUCUGCGUUCUUUGCUUGGCGUUCCCAUAAAUUGUGGCCACUCUUGUUCUGAGAUCCCAUUUCUACCUUCCAGCCUCCUGGCUUGUUAGUGAGAAGUGCCAAGCCUCUUCUCAUUCCUCUCCCACCACCUUUCUGGAAGCUUUUAAGACUUACUCUCCCACCUUCUUGGCCUUUUGUAUUUUCACCAUGGUAGAUGUAUUAAUAGAUGUCAGCAUUUCCUCUUUAUUGGGCAUACUGUGGGCCCUUUCAGGCUGAAAUUUGGACUGUUUUUUUGUUUGUUUGUUUUUUGUUUUUUGUUUUUGUUUUUGUUUUUUGGCCUAAGGUAGAUUAUCAUACCUGUUUUUUUUUUGAGUCACUAUGGACACCAAAGCUUUGCCAGUGACCUUUUCCCAACCAGGUACCUACCACGUUCUUGCCUGCUGUCACUUUGUGGUUAACACUGUAAACCUCACACCAUUUUCUGUUUUCUCUACUUAUUUCUUCUCAGACUGUUACAAAUCUGACUUCAUACUACUUGUUACCAGAUUCCUCCAUUUUUCAAUACAUCCUUCCCACUCAACUCUUGUUUUUGUUAUAAUCUCUUUACUUAUUCAAAAAAUAAACACACUCGAGAGGACAUUACUCCCAAGGUGGAAUACUUCAGUGAACCAUAUUUUAGUCCUGCAUAGAGCUGCUUUUUCCUUGUCUAUUUUUCCUGUGGGCUGCCUACAAGGAUCCAGAAACUCUUCUGAUACACUGGUCUGCUCUUUCUCUCCCCUUCAUAGUACCCCCUUCACUGGCCCAUGGCAAAGAAGCCUGUUUAGAAUGCUGUUACUCUUCAGAGGGUGAUCCAUGAACCAGCAGCCUGGGCAUUGUUGGGGCACUAAGUAGAAAAUCAGAAUCUGAGGCCCCACUCUAGAUUUUCUGAAGGAGAAUGUGCAUUUCAACAAGCUCCCCAGGGACCCCAUAGACACAGUAAAGCUUGAGAAUCACUGCUCAUUAGAGAUUAAUUUCAGAGCAUCAGCUGUAGUCAGGUGCUGGUCCCAAAGACUCCUCAGAUGGCUUCCUCCAGAACCCACUCCUCGGCACACACACCUAUUCUCUGAGAUCCUCCCUGUGCUGGCAUUUGUGGCUCCCACCAUUCUGUAGCUUCCUCCAGGAAUGUUUUGGGUGAUGAUAACCUCUUUGUUGCUCAGUGUAAUUCCAUAUCUGCUGCUUUGAGAUUCAUCAGGAUUUCUGGUGUGCUGAUGGUAUGCUUGGUUUCUUCCAGUGAUGCCUGGAAUUGUAAUGACUGUAUGUCUUGUUCUCAUUUCAGUGCUGUCCUAGAAGGGAGGAAAAGCAAAUUCAGGCACAGUCUACCCUCCUGAGUCCCAAUUCCCUCAUAAGAAAAACUAUUAUAUUAAAAUACAGACAUUUAUAUAUUCAGUCUAAGUGCAGAACAGUAUAGGCUAAAAAGUAAUCUUAGGUGCAUUCCCAAUCACACCCCCCAAGGGCAGCUUCUUCUAAAGAUUUCUCUUUUUGGUUCUGGUGAGCACCUCCAUAGGUUUAGGGAAUACCUUUAUAUCUGCAUUUUAUGGGUUUUCAGUUUUAUCUUCCCUCUAUGAAAAGUAAGGAUUUCCCUCACACUUUGGCCUUCCACUCCCCAGCUCUUCACAAGUUUGUUAUAUGCUUAUUUUUAGUUCCUUUAUUGGUUACAUUUGUAACUUUAAAUAAUAUAGCUAUGCAUUUCAUAUGGUAACUUUAAAAAAAAUAUAGCUAAGUGCCAGUGGCUCAUUUCUU
Molecule: messenger RNA, 2794 nt
Organism: Chlorocebus sabaeus (green monkey)
Lineage: Eukaryota; Metazoa; Chordata; Mammalia; Primates; Cercopithecidae
Source: RefSeq, a predicted model, not a curated record